AUCAGUAUCAUCUGAACUUCAUAUCAGGUACAUAUCAUCACACGACAAACCCAACUCAGCGGUAAUUUCAAAACAGCCUUGAAAUGAAGUGUACAUACAUCAAGGAACUUCUGUGGUUGUUGUUUUCCAUUUAUGCAGCUGUUAAUGGAGAUUGUAACAAAGGAAUUACGUUGAUUAAGGGUCAACUUAAAGCUUUGGAAAAAUCUGUUAACAUGGUAGAUGGCAGUUCCUGUUUCAGUCCAAAACCUAAAAUGCCUGUAGCAUUCCACGCUGAAGUUAGUUCUGACAAAACGUACAAAGCUGGUUCACCCUGGGUCUUUGACAAGGUCGUCACCAACGUAGGAAAUGCAUACAAUUCUACGACAGGGAAGUUCACCACGCCAAGUAAAAGUAUCUAUCUGUUCAACUGGUACACUCUCGGUUACCCUGGUGAAAUGGCACAUGCAGGAUUAUACGUAAAUGGGAAGAUCAAAGGAAGACAGGCCACAAAUAACAUAGGUAAUGAGGGAAAGUACAUUACUUCUGGUAGCAGCAUCGUCCUGGCACUGGAGAAGGGAGAUUUAGUAUACAUUAUGGAUGCUCACGGAAUAACAUCAAAAGUGAAAGGCCGUUGGACAGCCUUUGGUGGUGUGCAACAGAACUGACAUGCAUAAAACAGUUGUUUUUCUACUUCCUUCAAUAAAGGUUUAUCUAAAUUC
This is a messenger RNA of Ostrea edulis (European flat oyster), 698 nucleotides long. RefSeq names its product complement C1q-like protein 4. Gene Ontology annotation, molecular function: protein binding. Lineage: Eukaryota; Metazoa; Mollusca; Bivalvia; Ostreida; Ostreidae. The transcript has 4 exons. The record is from RefSeq and is a predicted model, not a curated record. Bases 84 to 644 code for a protein of 186 amino acids.